Molecule: messenger RNA, 951 nt
Organism: Budorcas taxicolor (takin)
Lineage: Eukaryota; Metazoa; Chordata; Mammalia; Artiodactyla; Bovidae
Product: olfactory receptor 4L1-like
Exons: 1
Coding region: 22-951 (309 amino acids)
Biological process (GO): G protein-coupled receptor signaling pathway
Cellular component (GO): membrane
Molecular function (GO): G protein-coupled receptor activity; olfactory receptor activity
Source: RefSeq, a predicted model, not a curated record
GAAUCUUCCUGAGUUGAGUAAAUGGAUCUGAAAAAUGGAUCUGUAGUGACUGAGUUUAUUUUACAAGGAUUUUCUGCAGGAUGGGGACUUCAGAUUGUCUUCUUCGUGACAUUCUCCUUGAUCUAUGGGGCUACUGUGCUGGGAAACGCUCUCAUUAUGGUCACAGUGACAUGCAAUCCCACCCUUCAUUCUCCCAUGUACUUCCUCCUUGGAAACCUCUCCUUUUUGGACAUGUGUCUCUCCUCGGUCACCACACCCAAGAUGAUCAGAGACUUGCUCACUGAACACAAGACCAUCUCUAUAAGGGGAUGCACGGCUCAGAUGUUCUUUAUGCACUUGUUUGGAGGUGCUGAGAUGACUCUGCUGGUAGCCAUGGCUUUUGACAGAUAUGUGGCCGUAUGUAAACCCCUGCACUACAGGAAAAUCAUGAACCACAGGUUGCUGAACGGGUUUGUUGUACUCUCAUGGACAAUUGGUUUUACACACACCAUGAGUCAGAUGGUAUUAACUGUAAACCUGCCUUUCUGUGGCCCCCGCGUCAUAGACAGUAUAUUCUGUGACCUUCCCCUUGUGAUUAAGCUUGCGUGUGUAGAGACAUACACCCUGGAACUAUUUGUCAUUGCUGACAGCGGGCUGUUGUCCCUCAUGUGUUUCCUCCUCCUGCUUGUCUCCUACACGGUCAUCCUGGCCACUGUGCAACGAAGAUCAUCUGGAGGGCUCUCCAAAGCUCUGUCCACACUGUCUGCCCACAUCACUGUGGUCAGUCUGUUCUUUGGGCCGUGUAUCUUCAUCUAUGCCUGGCCUUUCAAGAGUUUUGCCAGAAAUAAAGUGCUUGCUGUAUUUUACACUGUUAUCACACCCUUAUUGAAUCCUAUUAUUUACACCUUGAGAAAUCAGAAAAUGCAAGAGGCCAUGAAAAAAUUAAGGUUCCAAAAUGUUAGCUCCACAUAG